Molecule: messenger RNA, 1246 nt
Organism: Solanum tuberosum (potato)
Lineage: Eukaryota; Viridiplantae; Streptophyta; Magnoliopsida; Solanales; Solanaceae
Exons: 4
Coding region: 291-584 (97 amino acids)
Source: RefSeq, a predicted model, not a curated record
GACAUUAAAUGAAAGUUUAAGGGUAUAAUAAUAUUUUCCUAGAUCAAUUUGCUUAAAGGAAAUUUUGUUUUCUGCUUUAUUCUUUAGACCGCAUCAACAGGUCCAUAAAAGAUCCAUCAUUUUCUGUUAAAUUACAAUGGAUGCCACCCACUCAAAUAUCUUAAGUCAAUAAAUUAGAAAUUAAGGGUAUAUUUGACUUUUCAGCCAUUUGGUUAUACGUGUCUUUCAUUCCAUGACUAAACACACGCGUAGCUCACCGCUUCACGCUUUGAUUUUAUCCAAAGCAUAAUAUGUACCUCUUCGUCUUCUCCAUUCUCAUCCCCUACUGUGAUGAAUUCGAGCAUGAAGGCAAAGAGGUUAAGAGAUCAGGAGAAGCUUAUCAAUUUCAGGAUUCGAAGCCGCACACGCAAUUUGUAGAAACAAGGUUAGGGAAAUAUCAGUUGUUAUUAUGUGAUCCGAAAAUGUUUUGGCACGAAUUAACAGUGAGGGACGUUCAUAUCACGAGUUUCAACUCUGACCUCGACCCGAAGUUGGGGAAAGUAUUUAAGUGGAAUCAUAACAGAGGGACAUGUGCAUACUCUUGAGUUUUCCUGACGAUCAAUGAGGUUUGCGUUGUAGUCCGCCCUGCCAUGAGACAGCAGGGUAAUGCUCCAUCAUCAGUGAUAUCCAGUCAUAGCAUGCAUCUUGGUGUCCUUGCUACAGCUUGGCAUGCCAUUCAGAGUUCACAGUAUAUUACAAACCAAGGUAAGUGAUUCAAAGAGCCAGGGAAAAAUAGUUUAAGCUUGUUCCAUAAAUUGAGAUCUAUAUGAUGAAUGGAUUUGACUUUGUUGCCUACUUAUUGCUCUGGGAUUUCCCUUCCUCGCCGCUUUAGUAUUUACUUAUGUAUUAUAGGACAAGCUCUGCUGAGUUUAUAGUCCCAUAUGAUCAGUAUAUGGACUCUCUGAAAAACAAUUGCUCCAUCGGGAUGAGGUUUAAAAUGAGGUUUGAAGGUGAAGAAGCUCCAGAACAGAGGUAUAUUAGCAGCACCAGAAGGAUCAUUUUCCAUCUUUUUUUUUGAGAAAAGGGUAACCUUAGAAGGAUCAUUUUCCAUCUUUUGUAUUAGAUGUGAUUCUACGUGGUUUAGACUUUGAUAUUAAUCAAGCAUAUUUGUGUUAUGCACUUUCAAAUCACUCAUACUAUUUGGUGAUGUUUUGCGUUAAAUAAAUUACUCUUCUCAGAAUCCCUGAUUCUGUUGUUUACUCCAAAA